AUGGACUCUUUUGUACCCGGUGUGACGCCUGUAUGGGUGAAAACAUGGGGCUGCUCCCACAAUGCUAGUGAUAGUGAGUAUAUGGCAGGAAUACUAGCUAAGGCAGGAUAUCCGAUCGUGAGGAAGUCAUCUGAUGCAAAGAUCUGGGUUUUAAACAGUUGCACUGUUAAAACGCCAUCAGAAACGCAAGCUAGUAACCUUCUAGAAGAGGGGAAGAAACAGGGCAAAUUUGUCGUCAUGGCAGGCUGUGUAUCUCAGGUG
Messenger RNA from Cooperia oncophora, 261 nucleotides. The record is from the annotation of a GenBank genome assembly. NCBI's taxonomy places the organism in Eukaryota, Metazoa, Nematoda, Chromadorea, Rhabditida, Trichostrongylidae.